ACAAUGGCUUCCUCGAUGGCUUCAGCCUGUCGCCGCUUUGCCUCCCUCGCCGCGCCAUGUCGCCCACUGCCCGUCCGCUCUCUAUUUCCCACGCCCCCGCACCGCCGCGCUCUGGCGACCUCUGUCCCGCGCCUCUCGGACCAGCUGUCGCGUGACGAGCUCGAAGACCCCUUUGACGAGUCUGUGGAGGAAGUAGACGAAACCCUCAAAUCAAACGAGCCUGCCUCCGACACCUCGCUCGCCUCGAUACCAUGGUACCUGCAGCACGACCAAGCUCAGCAGCACGCCGUCAACGCCAGCCCCAUUUCCGAGCGGCAGCGCCUGCCAGACCUCCCGGAGCACGCGCCGCCAAUGCUCCAGCCCAUGAUGCAACACGCCUCGGUCGACCUCGGCAUCGACGACAUCACCCUGUUCGACCUGCGCCACCUCGACCCGCCCCCCGCCCUGGGCGCCAACCUGAUCCAGCUGUUCGGCACCGCCCGCAGCGAGAAGCAUCUGCACGUCUCGGCCGAUAAGCUGUGCCGCUGGCUGCGCAGCCAGUACAAGCUCUCGCCGCACGCCGACGGGCUGCUGGGCCGCGGCGAGCUCAAGAUCAAGCUGCGCCGCAAGGCCCGCAAGACGCGCAUGCUGUCCAACGCCGGCGCGGCCGAGGGCAGCUUGGCGGCUGAUGACGGCAUCCGCACCGGCUGGAUUUGCGUCAAUGCUGGCCGGGUCGAGGCUGCCGAGUCGGCCAAGACGGAGGAUGAGCCCGAGGGCGAGGGCUUUGUGGGCUUCGGCACGCGCUCGCACGGCGUCAACGUCGUCUUCCAGCUGUUCACAGAGGAGAAGCGGGCCGAGCUUGACCUCGAGGGGCUCUGGAACGGCGUCUUGAAGACAGACGCGCGCCGCAAGGAGGCAAUGGCCGCGGGCAUGGCGGUCAAUGACCCGCACGGUCAUGUCACGUACAACUCGAACGGAGCCGUCUUUGCCAACCAGUCCGUGGCGGCUGCGGAUCCGCGAGCGCCGUUGCAGACUCGGGCUCUGCACUCGUCGUCACGUGCGACACGAAGAGAUGGUAUGAAUAUGGCGUUGCUAAGAGCUGGAGAGUACGGAGUGGCUAACGGAUUGUUCAGAGUAGGAAAAGCGGGCAAGAGCAUGAGCAUGAGCAUGAGCACGGAGGCGGAGGCGGCGACUGGGAAAACGGCCACCGAGCCUACGUCUACGGGUAAUAACAACAAAAAAUCGUAUACGCCGGAGGAGCAAUCAAAAACUUUUGCCAGCCUUUUUGCACAACUGGAGCAGAUGACGCCGUCGGAGAAGAUGGCGGCGCUGGGCAAAGGCGCGCAGACGCGCCCACGCGGCCACACGGCCUUCUUGAGACAAUUCUACGCGCUGAUGCCCCCGUCCCCGCUAAUCCCGCACUACGACGCGCUGCUCCGGCUGUACGAGCACGCGCUGGCCCUCGCGCACCCGGGCUACCCGCUCCGCCUCGUCGCCGCCCUCUUCGACGAAAUGCAAAUCGCGAGCCUGCACAUCCCGCGCCCCGUCUUCCUCGCCGGCCUGCGCCUGCUCUGCACCUCGCACUGCGUGGCCGACCCAGACCGCGACCAGCUGAUCCUGGCGCUGCUCGAGGCUAUGCGCAACCACGGGCAGGCAAUCAAGACCGCAGACGUCCUGGUGCAAGUGCACGACGCGCUCAGCGCGCCGCAGCCCGCUCUCGACGCCGACACGCAUAGCAUCUCGGAGGCGGAUCACGCCCGCGCCCGCCUCCUCGCCACCAUCGAACUCGGCAACGUGCCCCUCUCCCGCCCGGCCUGGAUCCGCCUCCUGAGCGCCGCGGCCACCGCCCGCGACCUCGCCGCCCUCUGGCACAUCUGGAACAACAUGCCGCUCGACGGCGUGACGGCGCGCGGGCCGGGGCUGUACGCGCUGGUGUUGCGCGCGCAGGCCGCCCACGGCGACAUGGACGGCACGGUGCAGGCGCUGCGGCAGCUGGUGCCCGAGAUGAAGCGCGAGGUCCCGCCUGUGCGCCUGGUCGGCGAGGUCGCGGACGCGGUAAGGCUGUGCUUGGGCGUUGUUGAGCCGGGCAUUGAGCGCCUGGUGGGGAGGGGCGUAAGUAGUGGUGAGUGGGUGGAGCUUUGGCUGAGGUGUGUGGAGGAGGAGGAGAGGGAGGGCGCGUGGGAGGGCAGGUGGGGCCUUGGUUCGGGGAGGGGUGCGCGGGAGGGCCGGGAGAUGCACGAGAGACGGCCGGAGGAUGGGAUUGGUGGCGCGGCGGGGGGUUGGUUGUAGUGAACGGUCUGAUGUUGUCUGUAGCGUUCAGCGUAGUUAGUUAGCAUCUGCCCACUUCAAGUGUCCCACACCGAAGGAAGGAAAGAAGCGGUCGGUCGGUCAUGUUCUGUUGUCUUUUUAUAUCCUACCUAGGUACCUAAGCUAAGCUAAGCUAAGCUUUAUCUCACAUAUGUUUAUAUAUAUAUUUGUUUUAUUAUUUAUUCAUUUCCCCA
Molecule: messenger RNA, 2480 nt
Organism: Aplosporella prunicola CBS 121167
Lineage: Eukaryota; Fungi; Ascomycota; Dothideomycetes; Botryosphaeriales; Aplosporellaceae
Exons: 1
Coding region: 16-2268 (750 amino acids)
Biological process (GO): mitochondrial proton-transporting ATP synthase complex assembly; mitochondrial gene expression; mRNA stabilization
Cellular component (GO): mitochondrion
Source: RefSeq, a predicted model, not a curated record